UAGCCAUAAUAGUGGCCCUCUCCUAUCUCUACGAUCGCUGGCAUCGCCGCCGCAGUCGUAACAUGGUUUCCUUGGCCAACAAUCCUUCUCAUACCGGUCUAGAUCCCGCCGUCGUGAAAACUCUCCCUGUUUUCACUUUCUCCGACGCGACGCACAAGGAUCCGACUGAAUGCGCCGUUUGUCUUUCUGAGUUCGAAGAGGGAGAGUCGGGUCGGGUUUUGCCCGGGUGUAAACACGCGUUUCAUGUUGAGUGUAUUGAUAUGUGGUUUCAUUCUCAUUCAACUUGUCCUCUCUGCCGCUCUCUCGUCGAGCCUCCUGCAACCACGACAGUGGAGGAGCAAGUCACGAUCAUCACGAUUGAUAAUUUAGGGAGAGAACCAGCUGCUAUUGAGACCCCUAGGAGGAGUUUCAGCGAGUUCGAAGACGAUUUGACACGGGACUUAUCGUUUACUCGGAUGUCAAGCUGUCAAAUAGUGAUGACCGAAUCGGAUAUCGAGCUGGGAGAGAAGAGAUAAAGUGAUUUCCAUCCACGUGGAUGUUCUUAGUGGUGUUGAUCAUUGAUAUUAACAUCAAGUAUAACCAUGAUUUAGAGCUUUUUGUUUUUGUUUUGGAUAACACGAGAUGCACUGAUGUAUAGCACUUUUAUUGCUAAGAAAUCUAAUUAAAUAUAUUAACAGUUCACUGAUCAACGGGUUUUGCAUUCACGGUCGCUUAGAUGAAGCUAUGAGAAUGUUUUAUUUGAUGGAGACUUACCAAAUAUAGUGACUUAUACUACUUUAAUACAUGGAUUUUGCAAGUCCAAGAGGGUAGAUGACGGUGUGAGACUCUUUAACGAGAUGUCCCAGAAAGGAUUGGCUGCCAACACAGUCACUUACACCGUUUUAUCCAGGGUUAUUUUCUAGUGGGCAAACCAAAUGUUGCACAAGAAGUGUUCAACCAGAUGGGUUUUUCUCACAAUGCGCCUCCUGAUAUUAGGACCUACAACGUUCUGGUAGAUGGUCUGUGUUAUAACGGGAAAGUAGAGAAAGCUCUGAUGAUAUUUGAGUACAUGCAGAAGAGAGAAAUGGAUGUCAGUAUUGUUACUGUUGCCAAUAGAGAGCAUUACAACCAAGAGACGAAGCUAAAGACGGUGAUGACGUGUUCUCAUCACCUUGCACGUGACUCACAUGAGAUGUAAUUCACAAUCCCUUGUUUUAAGACUUCUCCUUCAGCUAGCAUGUUUACUAUACUUAGCUUAAGUCUCGUGACUUCUUUCUUCAUGUUGAAUCAAUCUCCAACAGUUACGUAUACUAUUGUGAUUCAGGGGAUGUGUAAGGUUGGUAAGGUGGAAGAUGAUUUUGAUUUGUUUUGUAGCCUUUUCUCCAAGGGAAUGAAGCCUAAUGUUGUAACGUACACUACAAUGAUAACGGGAUUUUGUAGGCGGGGACUAAUCCAUGAAGCUGAUGCGUUGUUUA
Messenger RNA from Brassica rapa (field mustard), 1454 nucleotides. RefSeq names its product RING-H2 finger protein ATL2-like. NCBI's taxonomy places the organism in Eukaryota, Viridiplantae, Streptophyta, Magnoliopsida, Brassicales, Brassicaceae. Gene Ontology annotation, biological process: protein ubiquitination. The record is from RefSeq and is a predicted model, not a curated record. Gene Ontology annotation, molecular function: transferase activity.